AUGGCAGAUCAAGCGGACAAGCCUGACACAAAGCAACCUGACCAUCAGCCCGACAACAUUGAAGUUUGCAAGUAUGGUGACAAGAAUUUAGACGCCCCUGCCUACGCUAAUGUUCUCAAAGAAGCUAAGGCAAAGCAGCGCGCGUCGUGGUGGGUUCGUUUCAACGUCCUGCUGACAACUGGCGCUGUGUGGCUCCAAUGCGUCCGCUGCAACAAGAUCCUUAGCGCUAAGAAUCCGUCACAAGUUUGCUCUCAGCACGUCAGAGCAUGCUAUAAGAAGCUGAUGGAGGCGGCUGCAGGAGGCUCCAGAAUGCCUCCCUCGCCCAGCCCGCAGCCUGGGCCUUCCACCACCCCCUCCGCCGCUCCCCCUGCUGCUCCCUCCAACGAUCCGUCCGCCGGCCUGUCCGCUGGCCCCUCCGCUCCUCCCGGCCCCUUUGCCGGCCCCGCCGCCGACCCCUCCACCGCCACCCCUUCCACUCCCCUCGAUGCCUCUGUCAAGAAGCGCCCUCGCACCGACGGUUCAGACGUUCGCAGCUUCUACCCCUCUUCUGUUGCCAUCGCUCGGUUCCUCUGGAAUCUUGCUCUUUUUUCCUUCAAGUGCAACAUAGCUCUCUCAUAG
Volvox carteri f. nagariensis is the source of this 618-nucleotide messenger RNA. RefSeq lists its product as uncharacterized. The record is from RefSeq and is a predicted model, not a curated record. The coding region runs from base 1 to 618 and encodes 205 amino acids. The transcript has a single exon. Lineage: Eukaryota; Viridiplantae; Chlorophyta; Chlorophyceae; Chlamydomonadales; Volvocaceae.